CGCAUGCUUCUCUGGAAGACUGACUUAUGGGAGAGCUAGAAACAAGUCACGUGCUCUUUGUCCAGAGGGCAGCAGUGUACCUCAAAUGCUGCGAGGCUGAAGUGUAGUGCCAAGCUAGCGACAAGGACGCAGGAACAUUUUGGUCAAAAGGAGAGCUUAGAAGUUACGUCUGUGUUAACCUGAGGCUGGGGUUUUGAGUUUUAUUACCUUUGUCUUUUGCCUAUAAAACUCAGAAAUGUUUAGCAGUUUUCAUAGGGAAUUUGAUGAAGACCCGUUCUUUGCGUAAGUAAAUAGAUCCUUUCCGGGCGCACCAUCAGAUGAUGAGGAGCUUCUCUGACCCCUUUGGAAGAGAUCCCUUUCUGAGUAUCACCGAUGGAAGAGAAAGAGCGAGAGAUCAGCGUGGGUCCUCCGAUUCCAACAUGGCACUGAGAGAGGAUCACAGGGCUCCAGAUGGAAGGAGUCCUUUCAGCAUGGUGGACAGCAUGAUGGCAAACAUGAGGAACAUGAUGAGAGACAUGCACAGAAACAUUGAUAACUUCUCUCUGGACUCCAACGCACACUCGUUCUCCUCGUCUUCAGUGAUGAUGUACUCAAAGGUCGGGGACGAACAUGCAAAGGUUUUCCAGGCUUCAAGUCAAACUCGCAGGGUUCCCGGAGGGAUCAAAGAGACUAGACGGUCACUGAAGGAUUCUGAGAGCGGGAUAGAGAAGAUGGCUAUUGGGCAUCACAUCCAUGACCGUGCGCAUGUCAUCGCGCAGUCUCAAAACAAGAAGACUGGCGAUCAGGAAAGGAAUGAAGAAUUUCUCAACUUGGAAGAAACUGAAGCCCAGUCAUUUGAGGAAGAGUGGCAAAGGGGAGUUUCAAAAUUCAAGCCAUCUGUGCCCCUGUCCCACUUGGAGGCACCUAAACAUAGAACUGUCCACUGCGCAGCGAUAGCCAAACCUGAUGAUGCAGCAAGAAGAGAGAAGCAUCCCCCGAAGGCUCCCGAAGAAGUGAAAAAAAUACAUUUUAAAGAACUGAGUGUGAAAGGAUCGGGAUUGAAAAACAACCAUCAAUAAAAUAAUAAAAUCAGGCAACACAUUCUAGUGCUUCAUCGUUUAUCCGAGACCAGUCGUACUUGGUUUUAAGUGUUGGUGUGCAUUGUCUAGAUCAAUCUUCUAGUUUACUGACUUUUGAACGUCUAUUUUUCUACCUUCAAAUCAACAGCUAGAACGAUAAUUUUGUCUUUUUCAAAUCGAUUCGUAAGGUAAUGCACUUUACAAAAUGUGUACAGCAUGAUACCUGUGUUAUUAGUUUUUUUAAGAUUGGUCUUGCUAGAUACAAAAUAUCUAAAUUUGUUCUCAUAUGGCUCACUUCAAUAGCAGAUAAGAACGUGUAAGACUGUAAUCUUUGAUUUUCAAUAAUAUAUAAUUACUGCGUAUUACUCUAUUUUGUUUAACUGGUGUAGGGCUGUUUCCAGUUAUAAAUGUGUUCAAUUUAGUAAGUUACAUGAACACUAUCAAGAGUGGGCAUGCUUGAUAUUACUUUAGUCAUACCAAUAAGAAAAGCUGCAUUGAUGCAUUUGUACACACAGUCUUACUGAAACUUGCAUUCUGUAUGAUCCAAAUUGCAGAAGAAAAUGAGAUGUUCUUUGAUGGGAUAAUACUUUGACAUAUGAAAUAUCCUUUUGGACUUACACAUUCGUAUCUUCUACUGAAUAUGACCCACAAAGUACGGUUACAGUAAUUUUACCCUUUUAAAAAAAAAAUAUAACAACCUGCUGUAGAUCAUCUCUGUAGUGUGUUUAAUAUAUAUUACUUGUUCACUUUCAUUUACUUUGUUCUUAAUUAGACUUUUUUAUUUAACAAUUAAUACUGUUGAUAAAUAACUGCAAUAACUGUUACCAGACUGAUGUUUGAUGCAGAAGGAGUAGAAACAGUCACAUGUUUGUUGUAAAUUAUCAACAGGUUCCAAAACAACUGACUUAACGCAACAACAGGAUGUAAAUGUUUGUGUUACUGGCCAUCUUUCAGGUUUCUAUCCAUAUACACAAGUAAACAAAUCCUCUACCAUUGCCAAAAUACUACAGUAACCGGAUACAGUGGAAAAUUGCAUCACAUGCGUUUCUGUCAAGUUGUGCCGCUGAAGUAACAUAUUUCUACACUCAUUUUCAUGUUCAGUUUCUUUCAUGCUUCAUUUUGUUUUUAAAGUGUGGGUUCAUUGAUAGUAAAUGAAGAUGCUGGAAUCCCACUCCACUGAAAGGACUGAUUUUAAGGGCACCGAUUUGAACAAAUAAACCUGUGAUCUUUAAUAAACCUGUUCUUUCUGAAAACUC
Messenger RNA from Acipenser ruthenus (sterlet), 2314 nucleotides. Its product is annotated as myeloid leukemia factor 1. Gene Ontology annotation, cellular component: cytoplasm; nucleus. The transcript is spliced from 8 exons. Gene Ontology annotation, biological process: regulation of DNA-templated transcription. The record is from RefSeq and is a predicted model, not a curated record. Lineage: Eukaryota; Metazoa; Chordata; Actinopteri; Acipenseriformes; Acipenseridae. The coding region runs from base 318 to 1058 and encodes 246 amino acids.